Molecule: messenger RNA, 3100 nt
Organism: Vombatus ursinus (common wombat)
Lineage: Eukaryota; Metazoa; Chordata; Mammalia; Diprotodontia; Vombatidae
Product: zinc finger and SCAN domain-containing protein 16-like
Exons: 3
Coding region: 7-1098 (363 amino acids)
Source: RefSeq, a predicted model, not a curated record
UUUAGAAUGGCUGCUCCCCUUAACCCUGAGGUUCUGGAAGAGCAAGAGGAUCUUUUUUUAGUGAAAGAGGAAGCACAUUAUUGGGGGCAAGAAUCAAGCUUGCAACAUAAUCACAGCACAAGCGAGGUUUUCCGGCAGCACUUCAGGCAGCUCUGCUAUCAGGAAACUCCUGGGCCUCGUGAAGCUCUAACUCGACUUCGUGAACUUUGCCAUCAGUGGCUGAGACCAGAGAUGCAUACUAAAGAACAGAUUUUGGAGCUCUUGGUAUUGGAACAGUUCUUAACUAUUCUACCCAAGGAUCUGCAGACCUGGGUGCAGGAUCAUCAUCCAGAGAAUGGAGAGGAAGCAGUAACUGUCCUGGAGGAUUUGGAAAGAGAAAUUGAUGAACCAGAAUACCAAGUGGGAAAGGGGAAGGUCCCAACCCAUGUACAUGGACAGGAAAUCCUCUUGGAAGAAAUGGCACCAAUGGGAACAUCAAGAACAUCAACUGAGUCACUAAGUAUCCAUCUCAAUCCCAGGAAAACCCAACUGAAAUGGAAAUCUUGGGAGCUCUAUCCAUUACAAGAAAAUGAUGAUGAAACCAGAACUGAAGAUGUGGGGUCAAUUCAGAAGGAAGAAAUUUCUGAAGACAUGGAAUCACUUGGGGAUAUAUAUGGCAGACUCAGUGGGCACAUUUCCUGGGAUCCUGUAUUCAGAGAAGCCUUUGAACCCGAGGACAGAUUAGAAUGGCAACAGGAAAACCUUGCAGGGAAAAGAAGACACAAAUGUGAUGAAUGUGGGAAAGGUUUCAGUCAUAGCUCAGACCUUAGUAAACAUAAGAGAACUCAUACAGGGGAGAAGCCCUAUAAAUGUGAUGAGUGUGGAAAAGCCUUUAUUCAGCGUUCACAUCUCAUUGGACAUCAGAGAGUUCACACUGGAGUGAAACCCUAUAAAUGUAAAGAAUGUGGGAAAGAUUUCAGUGGUCGAACAGGCCUUGUUCAACAUCAGAGAAUCCACACUGGAGAGAAACCCUAUGAAUGUGAUGAGUGUGGGAGACCCUUCCGUGUGAGCUCAGCUCUUAUUCGACAUCAGAGAAUCCAUACAAACAAGUUCUAUUGAUGAACAUCAUAAAAACCUUCAUUAGUAGCUCAAGAUAGACAUAUAAGGUCAAAACAAGACAGAGAUUUUAUGACUGUCCUAUGUGAGAUAAGAUCAGUAACCAUUGAAACCUUAUCUGGAAUAAGAGAAUCCAACUGAGUAUUUUUAUUUGUUUUAAUUUGUCAGACCAAUUGGCAGGGGAAGGAAAGGAUGAGAAAUGAGGACUAGGGAAAAUGAUGUUUUUAAAAGGCCAACAUUGUCCUUAAAUCUAUUUUAGAGAAAGCUGUUUACCUCAUGAUAUUUUCUGGAAUGAAUAGCUAUGGACAGUGAUAUUCCUUCAUCAUUCAGCCUUCUCUCCCAAAUUCCUUCCAUUCUUGGCUCCGGUGAUAAGUCAAUGUGUGACUUUAGCUAAGUCAUCUUCUGUGCCUCGUUUCUCCUUCUUUAAAAUAUGGAAGUUAAUCCCAGCACUAUUCACAGGAAUGUUGUGAGAAUAAUCUCAUAAUCAAUGAAAAGUGCUUUGAAAUUAUUUUAAUUCCUAUAAUACUAGUAGUUAUCACUGGUAUUAUCAUAUUUAAUUGCAUAAUGCUUAAAACUUUAUUCUAAUUAUAUUUUAUACACAAAUGGGCUUGACCUUUUCGUGGAAAAGUUUUCUUUGGAUACUGAGGAAAGAAGUCAAAAUUGAAAAAGACAGCUGGCAAAAGUGGUGGCCACCUGUGUUGUGUGGUAGAGUAAGGCAGCAGUGAACAUCAGAAGUUUAAUCUGAGAAUGUGACAGGAAUAAAAGAAAUAUGACCAGUAGGCAAAAGCAGUGGCAGGAAUCCAAGAGAGCCGUGAGAGGUCAAAGGUGAAACUAAAAUAAUUUGGUCUGGGUAAUAGUAUCAUUUUGAUGUUUCUUUUGUCAUCCUGAAAAUUCAAUUCAGCAAAAAUUAAUUAAACACGUAAUAUAUGAAAGGCACUGUGCUAGACAGGAUAAAAAGACAAAAGCAAACUUCUCUGUCUUCAAGGACAUUUUACUGGAUGGGGGGGAGGCAGUAUAUCAAUAUCAGAUGAACUGAGUAUUAUGCAAUUAUAGUAUUGUUUCCUAUGAAAUUAUAGUCAUAUGACUAGUAAUUUUAUCCAAGACAAUGUUUACAAUGUCAUCUGGCCAUUGUGAAAUGUUUGUAUUAAGGUAGUUACUAUUUACAUUAAUGAGGAGGGGAAGGGUAUAAUGGCACAGAUAACUGAAAGCAACUGAUGCAAAAUCUUUUUCUAUUCAGUUUUUAUCUGCUUUUUCUUUGCAGCAACUUUAGUAUCCCUGUUAGAGUUGGCUAUAGCCUAGAGCAAGUUAACAAAGGUAAUCAAAGUAGGGAGUAUUUAAACUCCUGAACAUCUCGAACUACUUUGGUCAUUUCAACCAUUUAAAAGCAUUGUGCUAAGUACUUGGGAGAUAAUAAAGUUUAGAUAAGGUGUGGUCUUUGCCUUUGUGGAGCUUUCCAUCUGGACUGUGUGAGUCCUGCUGGUUACAAGCAGAUGGUAAUAAGGACCUGUGGAAUGGUAGUGGGAAUAGAGAAGAGUCAGAUGCACACAUGCACACACGCAUACUUGGCAAUAGAAACUACAGGAAUUGGAAACUCAUUGGCUAUGAGUUGAAGAGGGAAGAGAAGAAGAGAAGAAAACCUUGUUAGCAACCAUGAGAAAGAUAUCAAUGGAAAUAAUGAAGUGAUAAGGAAGAGCACGUUUAGGAGGGAAAAUAAGUUCAGAUUUAGAAAUGUUGAGUAUGAAUUGUUAUUGGUAUGUCCAGGUAGAGAAGUUCUGUAGGCAGCUGGAAAUAUAGAGGUCUGGAGCUUGGAAAGAGAGGUCAUGAUUGGAGAUGUAUAUUUUGGAGUCAUCUGUAUAAAAGUAGUUUACAGUCAUAGGAGUGAAUGAGAUUGCCAGGGGCAAAAGAGAAGAGGGCCCCUGAGUCCCUUGUUCACUGUGACUGAGACAGGAGGGAACCUUAUCCUUGUACAUUAACCUCUUUGUCAAUGACAAGUCAGUUGAUCAAA